AUGUAUAAACAAAAGUCCUUAGAAUCAAGAGAUAUAAAUUACAUAUAUGAGAAUUCUUUCGUUUGGGUACAUAUAAAUUCUAUUAAAAAGAAAAACAGUUUAUUAUAUCGAGAGAUUUAUGAAUAUUAUAAACAUAGAAAUAGUUCUUUUUGUUUUUUUAAAGGGAGCGUGAAAAGAUUUGUUUCUAAAAAUGAAGUAGAAAUAUAUAUAUUUAUAGAUGAUAAUUAUAACACAUCUAAAGAUGACUUUAAUUAUAAUAUAAUAGAAAAUGUAAAAUAUUUAUUACCUAUAGAUACAAAUUUUGGUUGUAGUGAUAACACACAAUUAAUAUAUUUGAAUUCACCAAAUUUGUUAGAAAAUAUUUAUCAAAGAUAUAAUAAAGCAUAUAUAAAUAAAGAAAACCGAAAUUGUAUUUAUACAUAUAUCGGUUAUAUCUUAUUAUCAGUAAAUCCAUAUGAAAAUUUUGAUAUAUAUGAUGAAAGUUAUAUGAAAAGAAUAAAAGAUAGAAAUGACUUAUUUGCUAUCCCUCAUCCAUUUUCAAUAGCCAAUGAUGCAUAUAAUUGUUUACUUGAAGAUAAGAUAAGUCAAUCUAUAAUUAUAAGUGGAGAAAGUGGAGCUGGGAAAACAGAAUCAUCAAAACAGGUUCUAAAGUAUUUAACUUAUUUGAGUUAUUUUCAAAAAGGUUAUAAGAAAAAGAAAAAGAAAAUGAUUCCAAAUGAAUGUGAUAAAAUAGAAAUUGAUAAUAUGAAAUAUGUAGAUAAUAAUCUGAAAUAUAUGGAUGACACUUUACUAUAUAAUUAUAAAAGAUGUGGAUAUACAACAAGCGAUAAUAAUAGUCCUCAAGAAGAAAAUGAUACUAUCAAAAAAGCAAAAAAAAAUUAUGAUUAUGAUAAACAUAGUUAUAGUGAUAAUAACGAUAACAUAAAAAAUAAUAUAGAUAAAAAAAAAAAAAAGAAAAAUAAUUCAAAAAAAAAUAUUUCAAAUAUAAAUUUAAAGUCAGAUGAUUAUACAAAUAUUAUAAAUACUUAUUCGUCCUCCACGUAUGAAGAAAAAAUACAAAAUAGUAAUCCUCUAUUAGAAUGUUUCGGUAAUGCAAAGACUAUAAAAAAUGAUAAUAGUAGUAGAUUUGGUAAACUAAUGAAAUUAAAUUAUAAUGAAAAAGGUAUAUUAUGUUCUGCUUCCAUUGAAACAUAUUUACUAGCCAAAUCGAGAGUUGUUGAUGUUCCAAAAGGAGAAGGAAAUUAUCAUAUUUUUUAUUCCCUAUGUCAGAAUGAAAAAUUAUCAAAAGAAUUUGAUUUAUUACCAUGGUAUGAAUAUAACUAUUUAAUUGAAGCAGAUAAAAAAAUAAAAAAUAAAUACACAUAUUAUAAUACUUAUGAUGAUAAUAUAUAUAAUAAAAAUGAUGAUAAUGAAAAUACAAAUAAUAUUAAUGAUAAUAAAAAAGAAAGAUUAAAAAGAAAUUAUGAAAAGGAUGAUAAUUAUAUAUUAAAAAGGCAAAAUGAAAAAUCAUAUGAAAAUACAAAAAAAAAUAAAAAAAAAAAUGAUAUUAUAGAAGAUGGUAAUAAUAUAAACUCUAAAUAUAAAAAGAACAAAUAUAAGGAUGGUGAUAUAAAUAUGUAUCAAAAGUAUAAUAAGAAGGAUGCACCAGAGAAACCAUUUGAUUGUAUACAGUGGAAAAAUUUAUACAGCUUAGAUUUCAUCAUAAAAUGUUUUAAUAGUAUAGGUGUUCUUCCAAAUGAACAAGAAGAAAUAUAUAAAACAUUAAUAUGUAUACUUCUUUUAGGUAAUAUAAAUUUUGUAGAAAGUAAUAAUGAUCAAGAACCUAUUAAAAUUCAAAAUAUCGAGAUUUGUAAAAAACUAAGCCAACUAUUAUAUAUAAAAAGUGAUAAUUCAAAUAUCAAUAAAAUCAUCGAAAUAUUAACAAUAAAAAGGGUUAGAGAAACACAAAAAAGUUAUACAUACCAACAAGCGAUUUAUAAUCGAGAUGUUAUAUCCAAAAUUUUAUAUCAGCUCUUAUUUGAAUAUAUAAUUUUAUGUGUAAAUGAUUCAUUGAAUGAUAGUGAUAAUAAUAUCUAUUCAGAAUGGUCUGAGAAGGAUACAUUUUUUGAGAAUGAAAAAGUGAUCAAAGAAGAUGAAUCAUUUAUAGAUAUGGAUGAAAAAAAGAAUAAAAAGCGAAAGACCUUUAGGAGGAAAACAAAGAAUGUAAAUAUACAAAAUGAAUAUGAGAGUGAUGAUACUGAUGAAAAUAUAAUAAUCAAUAAGAAAAUAAAUUUUAUAGGAAUCUUAGAUAUAUAUGGUUUUGAAAAUUUUAGUAAUGAAGGUAUGAAUGGAUUUGAACAAUUAUGUAUAAAUUAUGCUAAUGAAAUAUUACAUGCGUUUUUUUUAAAACAAAUAAUUCAUAAUGAAGAAAAGAUACAUUAUGAAGAAAAUUUAAGAAUAGAAAAGAUUUCUUAUAAUGACAAUAGUAAUGUUAUUAGUCUUAUAGGAGAUACAAAAGAUAUAAGUAUAUAUACCAUAUUGGAAGAUUUAUCCUUAUUAUUUGUAUCUAAUAAAUCUAAUGAAGAUGAUAAUAAAGAUAUAUUCUAUGAGAAACUCAAUAAAAAUAUAAUAAAUUCGGCAAAGUAUAAAAAUAUUAUUAGAAAUUAUAAGGUAGCAAAUAAGUCUUUUAUUAUAUCUCAUUAUGCAGGUGAUGUAUUAUAUGAUUCUAGAGAUUUUUUCAACAAGAAUGUUGACAUACUGACUAAUGAUAUAGAAAUGUUUUUAUCAAGUUGUAAUUAUUUUAUAAGUGAAAAUUUGUUGAAAAGGAAAAGAUUCCGAAAUUGGAAGUGUGAAGAUAUUAAGGGGGAAACCUCAAGGGUUUUAAAAGAGAAUCAUGAAAAAAAAAAAUGUGAUAGGACCAAACAAUGUGAUGAUUUGAACAAACAAUGUGAUGUUACGAACAAACAAUAUGAUGAUGCGAACAAACAAAAUUAUAAUGAUAAGAGCAAAAAAAAUAACAAAAGAAAACUAUCGGUAAAGGAGAUGAUAUCUCAUCAUGAAAAGGAGUCCAAAAAUACGAUUUCCUGUUAUAAUAAUAGUACUAAUAAUAAUUUGUAUAAGAAUAAGGUGAAAACAAUAUUUUCGUCCUUUAAAAAACAGUUGGAAGUUUUAUCGAAUAAAUUAAGUAAGACUUCAUCAAAAUUUAUAAGAUGUAUAAAACCAAAUCAAGAAAAGCAAGCAAAAUUAUUUAAUAAGAAUUUAGUGUUAAGUCAACUAGUUAUGAGUGGUAUGGUAGAUAUUUUAAAUUUGAUGAAGAAUGGUUAUCCUUGUAGAGUUUUAUAUGAUGACAUAUGGAUACGAUAUAGUGGUAUAUUACAAGAAGAUAUGAAAAGAUAUUUAACUCCUAAAAUGUUUUGUAAAAUCGUUUUAAUGUUUUUAGAAAUAAAUUCAAAUGAAUAUACCUUUGGUAAGACAAAAAUAUUUUUUCGUUUUGGUGUAUUAUCUAUUAUUAAUGAAAUAUUAAAUAAAAAUGAGAAGAAGAAAAAUACCUUCAUUCAAUGUGUUUAUAAAUAUUGGCUACAUAUAAGAAAAAGGAGAUUAUUAAAUUUUGUUUUAUUUGGAUGUAGAUUUAAAAUAUUAUUUAAAAAGAGAAGAGCAAAACUUUUGAUGGAAGAAGGAUUGGAUUUAUACAAUAAAUAUUUAUUUAAAAAAAAAUUAGAAUGUAUAGAAAAAAUACUGUUCUUUUAUUUCAAUGUAUAUAAACAAAGAAUUUUUUUCUUAAAAUUAAAAAGUAGUACAUUAAUUAUACAAAAAAAUUAUCGAACAUAUAUUUUAAGAAAAAAAUUUUUAUACAUGAAGAAGCAAAUUUUAUUUAUACAAGAUUAUUAUUUAUUUCAAAAGUAUUUUAAACAAAGAGUUAAAGCAGCUAAUAUUAUAAGAAAAAAUUGGAUUAUGUAUAUAACUAAAUAUGAUUAUAAAUAUUUAUUAAAGUGUAUUAUUAAAAUACAAAGAGCAUUUAAAAAAUAUAUGAAAAAAAAGUACAUACUUUACUGUUUAAAAAUAGCACAUGUGAAAGACUCUAAAAAAAAAAAUAUGUAUCACCCUACUUUUACAAAAAAUGAAAUAGAAGAAAAAAAAAAAAUUUAUCCAUUGAAUAUAUUAAAAAAGAAGUCUUUUAAUGUUACAGAUCGAAUAGGUUCUUUUAUAUAUGUUCAGACAAGAAAGCAUCGCCACACCAUUACAGUAGGAGAUAAGUUUUUGCUGUCAUCCACUAGUAUACAUAAUAGGAAGAAAAGAAAAACAUGGGAUGCAGGAAACAAUUAUUUAACAUCCCAAUAUAUUACAAGUACAAACAGUUAUUACAAUGAAAAUGAUGAUAUUAAGAGGCAAUAUCAAAAUAAUAAUAGUAAUGUAAACACCUUUAAUGAACAUUUAAAUCUUGGGAAAAGAAAAAAUAGCAAUAUUGAAGAUAAACCAAUUAUAAGUGUAGGAAAUAUUGUAAAAAAUGAAAGAAACAAAAUAAAAAAUGUGCAGAAAAAUACGAAAAAUAUUAAUAGAACUAACGCAAAGAAUAAAUUUCGAUUCAGUAAUUUGAGUGUAUGUAGUGGUACUAUUAAUACGGAUAGGAAAAAUAUUAACUACAAGAAUGACAUAAUAGGCCUUAGGAAAUCACAUAAAAAUGAAAUGAAAAGGAAAACAUAUAACCAUGCAAAUAACCGAAAUGAAUUUGUUUCAAGUUAUAAAAGAGAGAAAAACAAAGUAUCCAAUCAUAUAAAAAAUACAAUAUAUGAUAGAUAUAUUCAGAAAUAUAAGCAAAAUCAUAUGUGUCCACAAAAAGGGAAGAAAAAAAAAUCCAUAUAUAUUAGAGGAAAUUAUAGUAAUAUCAGUAAUAUAUAUAGUGUAUAUAAACCUACAAAGGAAGAGGUGUUAGAAGAGCAGUAUGAUUUUGAUUUGACUGAUGUGCUUAUAAUUCCAGAAGACUUUCAUGUUACUCAAACGAAUAUACCCGAACCGGAUAUUAAUCUUAUGAAUAAUGAAAAUGAUAUUUUAUUAAACCACUUUUUAGAUACCAAUCUUGAUUCAAGAAUACCAUUAAUUGAACUAAACAUGUUCAAAUGUUGCUAA
Molecule: messenger RNA, 5103 nt
Organism: Plasmodium reichenowi
Lineage: Eukaryota; Apicomplexa; Aconoidasida; Haemosporida; Plasmodiidae
Product: myosin F, putative
Exons: 5
Coding region: 1-5103 (1700 amino acids)
Biological process (GO): vesicle transport along actin filament; actin filament organization
Cellular component (GO): myosin complex; cytoplasm; actin cytoskeleton
Molecular function (GO): actin filament binding; ATP binding; microfilament motor activity
Source: RefSeq, a predicted model, not a curated record